CUCAUUUUUUCGAGGAGCACCUACCGCAUUCCGAACAGCGGCACAGAAACAUGACCGUUCCCGUGCGGUCGUAGCAGAGAAAGCUCAGAUGUUGCGGUUCCGCGCUUCAUCGGAGCUUCGCGGGACCCUGCGCAUGCACCGGGUGGAGUUCAACCCAGUCCGCGCGCAGUGUGGCGGGGCGACUUUGUCGUGAACGACGGACUGCGGUCCAAGGCGGCUACUACCACGCACGAAAACCGCGUCCCGCUCACGAUAGUGCGAGUGCCCUGUGUUAGUUACCACUCGCCGGUGGAGUAAGGACCUCCGCACGUCGGGCUCUGCUCCUCCUAGUUUCUGACCAAUAACUACUCCUGCACCUCCAAAAACCCCUCACCAUGGUGGGGCAAACGAAACGCGCCCGCGGGGAGGCGAUCACGGUGCUCGAUGAGCUUGUUUUCGAAGAGGAGUUUGGGAUGGACUGGCGGAGCGGACGGGCCCGCAACAUCGAUUUUUCCUCCAAGAAAUACAACCUGGAGUCGCUGCGUGCGGGGCACGGCGGGGGACUGCUGAACAAGGACUUGAAAAAGUUCGCCUUCGUGCUCGCGGACUUUAGUUACAACAAUCUCUCGGAGAUCGACUGCGUCAGCGAGCAGAACGGCUUCCAGAACCUGCUGAUCCUCAAGGCCCGCCACAACUGCCUGAUCCAGGUCAAUCUGCAGCUGUCCACGCUGAAAGAGCUCAACCUGGCGUACAACGAGUUGGUCUCCCUCCCGAGCCUGAUGGGGGUGCCGAACCUGGAGGUGCUGAUUCUGGCGCACAACCGCAUUGACGGCAAGUUCGACACGAUCUCGGCGCAGUGUAAAAGGCUGAAAAGAUUGGACUUGUCGUCCAACCAGAUCCAGCUGAACCCCACCCUGUUGCAAGCGGGAAUCCUGUCCCUCCGUCGCCUGCCGAACCUGGUGACGCUGAAAAUCAAGGAGAACCCCUUCUGCACCGUGUUCCCCGAGUACCAGGUGUACAUGCUCAAAGCCCUCGGCCAUAUGGGGUUCUCAAGCGUUACAUUCUCAUACUGCUACACGAUUUGUCAUGCAAAACCACUUUCAACAUCGCCACGAUCAAGCUACUUCGCAUGACAAAUUCUCGACGCGCUAAAUAGCACUAGUAGAACUCGCGCCGAAUCUGUAAUGCAAGACGCGCAACAAGGUUCUGUUCUCCGUCGCACCCGUGCUAUUCUUGCAUGACAAAUCCAUGUUCUGCUUGCGGCGACGGUGCAAAGGUUUUUGAUGUGGUGCAGUCGGGUAUGCAUGACAAAUCCAUGUAACAGUUGAGAAUGCAACGGUUGAGAACGCCAUAGGCCAACUCGCCGCGUUGGAUGAUGUCAAAAUCUCCCCGGAAACGAGGCAGGAGAUUAACAGCACGCCUUUGCUCUCGAUGGACCGGUUCGACGAAAUUUACGACGACCGCGUAAAGAAGCAGCGCCAGGAGGAGGCAGCGAAGAAGGGCGACUCCUUACUGCUCGAGUUCCCCUGCUUGAUGUCUUUGAUCAAUUUGUUCCGGGAAAUCGUCCAGCACGCCGACAAGGCGCAGCGGUGCGCGGACCAGGCGUUGCUGCAGUGCGUCGCACUGACAGACGACUUGGAAGCGUACGGCGGGAAGUCGUUUUUCAGCGAAAUCGCGCAAGUGCCGGAGUCUAUUGAAACGUUUCUCCAGCUCGCAAACCUCUUGCUAGAAAGGCACGACACGAUCCGGUCUCACGUGAUCCAGAUACUCGCCCGCUGUAGUCUGGUGACGACCAGGAGAUUUGGGAAGAAGUGCGUGGAGGCGCUGGCAAACUGCAUGAAGUCUGAUAGCACGAUGCACGACGACUGCGCGGCGGCGAUCGAGAACAUCAUUAUCCCGAACAUCACCGUGGAAUCGACGAUGCUUCACGAGGCCAUCGCCAAACUUGCGUACGACAUUCCAAUCGUCGCGGAAAAAUCACUGUCACCGCUCGUCACCGACCUCGGCGCCUGGUUUAUCGAGGACCCCGGGAACGAGCCGAUUAUCGAAAUGCUCGACGCCUGCACGCGGUACCGGGAGAACGCACAGACCGUCCUGCGGGCCCACGGUUUGCUGUUUUGGAUUUUGUUCUAAGUACAUGAUCGAUAUGACAAAGAGUAAUAAGUAGCGAUUAGCACAAUUUCAAUUUCUAUCGCGCUAGUAAUUGACGCUCAUUCGCCCUUCGGUUCCGCGCCGGGGAAAGGUGGAUGUAUCUAUGAUCAAUUUUUUUACCUCUCAACCGGGCAUACAUGAUUGACAAACCAAUUACUACGUACCAAGCACUUACAACUAUCCCAGGCAAAGCCCUCCACAAGCAAAUGGUGACCGCUCUGGACAACAAAUCCCUGUUCGGUGACCUCACCAAGCGCCGCAUGUGGAUGGGAACGGUGCGGUUUGCGCGAAACUGCAUCGACAACGAGGCCGACGAUGAUAUCUAUUUCGUGAAGGUUUUCCGCAGCACGCGGGGCAGGAUACCCCUCACCGUGGAGGAGAGAAAAAAACUCUUGGAGGAAGCCGAAGAACUACACGAUGACGGGGGCGGCGCAGGCGGCGGUGGCAGCGGGCAGAAGGCGCGCGGCCUCGGGGAAACGUUGCAGUACUUCAAGUCCGUUUCGUUGCAUGUGAAGCUCAUCGCCCGGUACCGGGACUCCAAGGGCGCGGACGGCGACAUUGCGACCAUGCCCGGGGUGGACUGCAAAACGGCGGCGGAAAUUUUGAAAUUUUUGACCACCGUGAUGCGGAAAGACGUGAAGAUUUUGAUCGACUGCGCCACGAGUUACCACGUGGUGAAGGAGUUGUGCGAGAUCAUCCGCAUCCAGAUCGCGGAUCCCUACAUGCUGACGGAAGCCUGCAACAUGCUCACACUGAUCCUGUACCACAACGCCGUCCGCAUGGACUACAUUCGGUACGUCGCGGAGAGUCUGUCGAACGUGACGCCCUUGCUGCAGUAUCUCGGCGGAAAAAAGUACAACCAAAUGUACGCGCGAAUCGAAAAAUACCGGCUGGAAGCGAUGGGUAUAAUGGGUUGCUGGUGCCAGCUCCUGAUGAUGAUUUUGACCUUAUUCGGUUUCAGGUACUAUGUAUAUCAUGUCAAUUUUUGUUCCGCCCGCACAAUAGCAGCGUUCUUCUUCUUGAUGCUUGUUGAGCCAAACAAAAAAAGCUUCGCUGAAAAACAACCGACAUCAACAGCGUCCUCCGGUUCCGGCGGCGACUCUUCCGCCGACCCGUACGGCGGCAAGCUGACCAAGGGCCCGGUGAUGGCCUCGCUCACCAGUGAGCUGAUGCACUCGGUGUUCAUCGCCAUUGUGCAACUGGUCGAGUUUUUCUGCACCUCGCCGCGGGACGACUACGGGAACUUGGAUAGCACCUCGGAGAUGAUUGCGCAGUGCUUCGAUCGCGCGCAGCGCGAGACAGUAUUGAUGUCCCUGCUCGAGGUCCCUAGUGACGAGCUGCGCAUCUCGGUGAUGAAGUGCAUCUCCAAAGUCCCGCUCUCCCAGCUGGAUCUGGACGAAACUGGGAAACUGAUCAAGGUGAUGAGCGACACGCGGGUGGUCGGGGUGGGGCGCACGGAGUACGUGCUCUCCAUGGUGAUUUCCAUGCUGCGGAUCAUCACCUGCGCCACGCCCGAGAACAGCGAGCCCGACGAUGCGGUGGUGGGCGAGGCGUUUCGGGACCACCAGGCCGAGCUGGCCGUGGCGGAAGUGUUUGACACCCUUUACCGGAACUCGGUCCGGGAUACCUUUGGGUCGGAAGACGAAGAAGACGAGAAGUUGCAACUCUCCUCCCACUGCUUGUCUUUUCUCGUCGAGGCGUCGCAAUUUUCCUCGAUGCGGAAGUUCUUCCGCACGAAGGAGGCGGAGUCGCUGUUCCUGCACGUGCUGAAGAACGAGGAGGCCUUCCACGCAGGCCCGCGCCAAGACGUGUGUCUGGAGCAGACGUGGUGCGGGCGCAGCUUGGAGUUCCUCCUGAACGCGGUAUCCGGGCAGAAGGGCAUCCAGCUCGAUACGCAAAAAAAGCAGUGCUUCCGCGUGGUCGCGCGAAUCGCGGACGUGUUAGAGGGCCGGUCCGACGCGCUACGCACGAUCAGCGACCCCGAGACGCCGGGCAUCUCGUACGUGACCUUGGCGAGAAGGGAAGCGCGCAUGUGGGGGAUGGAGGAGGGACAGCAUCUCCCCUUUCUGGACGCCGACGAGUGGAUCGACCGCGCCGCUUCCGCGGAGGCCUUCGUGGACGCCGGGGGGAUUGACGUGUUGUUGCAGCUCCUGUCCGACCCCGGCGUGACAGAGCGGGAGAAGUACUACCGACAGCUGGAGUCCGAGGCGAGCACGUUCAAGCAGGAAGUCUACGCCUACAGCAAAACGCAGGAGGAGGAGCUCGCGCGGGCGAUCGCAUUAUCAAAUGCAAAAAGGUCUGGGUCUGGAAGAAUGCAACUUGUGAUGUUGCGUCUGCAUUAUCCAAAAAUCUGUAUUGCAUGAACAGCAAAAGAGGUCUGGUUUGGGUCACGGCGAGAGGGCAUUUCCCAUGCAGUGUAGGCAUCAGAAAGCCCUCACAAGAUCUGUGAUACUAGGGCAUGCAUCGCAGACAUCAGGAGUCGUGCAAAAUGUGCAUGAGAAGAGUAGCCGGAGUUGGAUUGGCUUUUUGCCUUUUCAUUUGUGAAUUCGAGGGCAGUGGUUGGCAGAGGUUGUGCGGGAUAUUCAGUUUUGUUAUCCCGGGACAUUUGUGUUCCUUACCCACUUCCUCAUUUCCUGGUUGACCAGUUGGUAUGGUCGACUAUAGGUGCCACCCUCGUUUCUCACCUCCAGGGGCCCUGGGUUCACCUCACCAUUGAUGUUUCACUUGGUGGAAGAUGACAGGGUUCUUAGAGCUAUUAUGGGUGUCUAUUGUCUAUUGCAAAAUGUGCAUGACAAACCUUGCAUCCUUCCAGACCCAGACAUUUUUGUAUUUGAUACGCACUACGGUCCGCCAACGAGGAACCGACGCAGCUGUACUACACCCCGGACGAUUUGGGACAGAAUUUAGAGGAGGGCGCGACCGCGUCCGCCGGGCGGAAAAGCCUCAUGACGGCGUUGAUGGCGAUUGAAGACCACCAUUUGGCGGACGAGUAUCGAAUUCAAUGGCAUGGCUGGGUCUGGAUGAAUGCAGCAGAGGUUUGCCAUGCAGUGUGUCGUGAAUCUGCGAGAUGGUCUGGUAAUCUGCGCGACACAGAGCAUGAACAAGCUCUAUCGUUGUAACUUCUUCAGGAUGCCUAGUUGUAGUGUGCCGGACGAGUUUGUUGACUAUGCAAGACAGAGUGUUUUGCAAGACAGAGUCUAUUCUCCCAUAGUAUCCAGAAUCAGCAUCACAACUACCGUGCAUUUGUUCGCCAGACCUAGACGUACAUGUUUGCAUUGCAUAUUGAAGACGCCAGUGCGAUGUUCGUAUUCCACCCUGAGGAGUUUGUUUGCAACGAGCAUUUCUUCCAGGACGACACGUGGAAAGUAAACCGCAGCUACCUCGUCGCCGCGGUUUUGCGCUGUCUCUACAUGUUGGCGGUCGUGCCUGUUACAGACAAGCUCAGGUACUUAACAGGGUGCUGGCAUGAUAAGAGAAAAAGUUUUUCACAUGAGCUCGCCAUCGCCUGGUAACAACGUUUCAAUAUGAAUCAAAUUGAUUGAUGAUCAUGCACGACAACAGAUGAAGGACCACAGUCGGAUACAUAUGACCGAAGCGGAUAAAAAUUGUUUGUCAAAAACACUCACAGGUUCAACGUGUAUGCGCAGCUUCGCAGCCUCGACACCAUGCGACGCCUGCUCGCGAUUCUCGAUUCUGUCCCAGUGCUUCCCUGCAACUGCUGUGCCAAGCUGCUUCGCAUCAUCGCUCGGGUCUUGACCGCGGUAAACGAGGCGAAGACCGAAAACUUCAAGGCCGUCGCGCUGCCGGGAGAAAACAGCAAAGAGGACGACCAGCUGAUCCUGUUCGAUCUGGUGUGCCACUUCCUGAAGCGGCUCGGAGGGAAUAUGCUGCACCUGCUAAGGUCCACCCGCAGCAAGUUCCUGUCUGAGAACGAGCAGGCGCUGUGCUCGGAGUUAGCCUCCGCCGUCGCGGUAAUCACCACGAACGUGCCCUACAUCAAGUUCUCCACGAUCCCCAUGGUGCAGAACAACUUCAUCGAAAAGUGCAUUGAGCGGGUGCUGCCCCCCGUGAUGAUCCGCGUUGCGGUGUCCAUGGUGCUGUACGACCUGCAGUCCACCGUGCACGCGGUGUUCGCGUCGCUGCUGAACGGGAAGAAGAAGCACAACCACGAAGUUUUACUGCACCGGGUGCUCCACCACGAGGACUACAACCUGCUCCGGCGCAUGGCGACCCGCGUCUUGUCGGAGCACAUUGCGCGCACGCCGAACGCGAAAUACAGCAUUCUGGAGGCGUUUGUCUCCGCCGAGGUGUUUGCGAACCAGUCUGUGCGGGCGACGUACCUGAAGGACCUCCUCACGUCGGUCAACAUGGGGGUCUACCGGCUCUUCCUGGAGCGCAACAUGUUUCCGCAGGAGCGAAUCUACGCACUGUGUCCGGUGUACUUCGAAGAAACGGGGACGUCCGUCGGGCUGCUGUGCUUGACCAACGUGGCGAUUUACGCCCUGCGCAUCGCGGAAGGUCUGCCCGCCUACCACACGGCCAACCUCGGCACCGAGUGGACGCCCGCGUGGGAGCUGCGGGCCCCGCGGGUGACGACGGUGAUCUGGCAGAAGCCCUACUACAGCGUGGUGCGCAUCUGGACCGGGCCGGGGGAGCAGUACUUCGGGAUCGGGUGGCGGGGGGACCUCGCGCCCCGGCUCGCCGACCGCCCCUUCACCGUCGUGAAGUCGCAGGAAGUGCACAAAACGAGUACGCCCGCGCCCCGUACGCAGCCGGGGAGCGGCACGGUCUGCAUCUGCAAAAACGCCGGCGACCGCUCCGAGUUCGUGAACGCAAUCCAGCAGCUCAGUGGCCCCGAGGCGCGAAGGCAGGCUCUGGUGUUGAAGCACCCGCAGCUCAUGGCGGAGGUACACGCCAAGGCGCUGGCGGCAAAUAACGGUGGUGCAGCAGCUUCUAGUAGUAACUCCGGCACUUCUAUGAAAUGUAAAAAUGUCUGGGUCUGGAAGAAUGGAAGGUCUGUCAUGCUCUGCCAGCAUGACCCCGAAGUCUGUCAUGCGCGUUACCCAAGAGCUGCACUUUUCUGUCAUGCAGAAGCGCAGUUUGUCAUGCAGAAUAGGCAACACCUAGGAGCUCAGAAACUUGUCAUGCUGAGCCAGCAUCUGUAGCCUCAUCAUGAGACGCCACCCAGCAUCACAAGUUUCCAGACCCAGACACUUUUACAUUUGAUAACUUCAUCUUUCGACGAAGAGAGCGCACCGGUGCUGUGUUUCUCGUUCGCGGAGCGAGAAGUGAAGCCGGGGGCGUACUAUGGCGUUCUCAAACGUUACAUUCUCAAGUGUUUACAGGAAUAGAAUUUGCAAUGCCAAAACAGCAACAGUCAAGGGGGCAAGCUUGCUGCUUUCGCAUCACAGAUUUGGCACAGAUUUCGACUCUGUUUAGCACUUCGGAGACUUGUCAUGCGGAGUAGCUUGAUCCUCUGGCGGCAUAAGGUAGCUUCGCAUGACAAAUUCAUGGAAACAGUUGCGAGUGUACCGUUUGAGAGUCCCAUACGUACCGGCAGUCAUUUUUCCUCCUCACGGAGUCAGUCCUGAAGGAGUACAGCUUCAACUGGAAGAAGUUCCAGGUACCAACCGCGGAGGAGCAAGAUGCGCAGCCGGAAGACGUGCUGAGCAGCAAUUUGCAAAGGACGCUGCUGUAUGCAUCACAAAGAAAGUAUCGUGCUCGUACGAAUGGCGGCUAUGCAGGACAAAUCUAGUUCUAGUCUCCUACCUGACUCAGCAUUACAAAUUCCAAUUUUCUUCUUGACAAUAAAAUUUGUCAUGCAAUUCAUACGAGUGGGAUACUUUUCCAAUGCAUAUGCUGCAGCAGACGUCGGACGACGAGGACGAAGACGAGUUUGUGAAACAGCGGCGGGAGCGGCUGGUACGAACGUACCCACACAAGAUCAAGUCGCACCGCGCGCGCAUGCACGACCACGAGGAGUCGCCGCGACGAAAUAGGCUUUCCCCCAAAGACGGCAAUACGGCAUCGGAACUGCUUAUGGAAGCGUCAGGUUUGAAAUCGACAAAGUUCAAAUAAUUUGUCAUGCAUAAAAUGGAAGCCAGUUGGAAUCCCAAUUUUGAAGCAGUGCAUGACAAAUUCGGGUGGAACCGAAAUCCAGUUUGUCAUGCUGUUUGCGUAAGGAAGACGCCUUCCGGCAUGCUACUUUAGCGGCUCAGUUUCUACUCCUCAGCAGGCUUACAAUCUGCCUCACUUGCCGACUCAGCAAGACAGGCACUUUGUGGGCUGCAUUUUAUGCAUGACCUGGUGGCCGAACCACGUGCGGUUCGGUGCCCUUACAGGUUGUGUAGUGGUUUCGGUCGGUUUAGCAUGACAAAUUAUUUCAGCUUUGUCGAUUUCAACUCUGACACAUCCAUACUGCUCGCGGAAGUGGACUCGUUUCCGCUGGAAGGAUAUGAACUGCAAAUAUGUCUGGGUCUGGAAGGUUGGAACUUGUCAUGCUGAGUCUGGAUCAUGCAAAAACUUGUGUUGCGUGAUUCUGAUUACCAAAAGCUGUCCACUAUCAACCAGGUUGGGAGGGAGUUUCUCAUGCAGGAUAGAAAUGACAAAGUCAAAGACCUCCCAAAGUCUGCCAUGCUAGGUCCCGCAUUCCAGACCUCAUGGGCAUGGAAAACCUGCAUGACAAGUGUACACUCUUCCAGACUCAGACAUUUUUGCAUUUGAUAAAGGAUUGGCGGAAGUGGAAUUUGCGGCCGAGGAAAAGUGCACGCUGCGCCUAAAUCUCGGCGGAACCAACGUGGUCAUCCUGUUCGCGGACGACCUGGCACGCGAGGCGUGGCGGGAAGCCCUGAACUUCGUCUUACGCGAAACGGCGACUGACAAAGCGCUGGGGUGAGAAAUCACGUGGCAGAUCGUGUUUUAUUCCAAAAGCGUGGCCCAGAGUUUACUUUAGGGGCUAAUGCUUCUGGUUUUGGUUUUGCCGCGUUCAGAUUUUUUUUGAAAUCAUAAUUAAUUUUUGCACAUGCAGUUUUUUGCCGCCGCAAAAAAUUGCAAUCGGUGGGGCGGUUGAGACGAGGAUACGGCAUUCAUUACGAGCAGAUCCGUUUUCUUUUCCCCAGUUUUUUACGUCUUUAGUACAAACCGGUGAAGCUGAAGGCUUCGACGCGUUGAGCGUUAAUAGAAAAUCUUCAUACUUAAUUAGCAUUCAACAACAGGAGGAGAUGAACUUUUCAUCCAGAUAAGAUAGCAACUUGUACAUGUGUUUGGAAGGAAGGAAUUUUGCAGAAUCCGAGCUGGUUGUUCCACUACAGAUUUGUUUCUGUGGCUCGGAAAAAGCGCUGGAGUUGGUGUAGAAAGAUGAAUUAAAAUUAUCACAAUUUCACGAAGCUCUGUAAAAACAACAUGUG
This is a messenger RNA of Amoebophrya sp. A120, 9536 nucleotides long. Lineage: Eukaryota; Dinophyceae; Syndiniales; Amoebophryaceae. The record is from the annotation of a GenBank genome assembly.